UUGCCACCUCUUUAUUCAGGUAUAAAAAGAUCUUCUCCAUCAGUUGCGCUUCAUCUGAACCGGCUCCAAUAUGCCACGGUACAUCUCUGUGAUUCUCAUCAUCGUGUUCUGCUCCAAAGCACUGACACUGAGCUGUUAUAACUAUACAGCACUAUAUAACUGUACAGCAAGUUCACAGGCAGGAUGCUCAACGAUUAACUGUGACUCCAAAUGUGGCUUGGUCGGCAUAUAUAACAAUGGCAAGAAAGUUUUUACAAAUAGGACUUGUGUGAGUCCUGGCUCCUGUGUUAAUUCAAGCUUCAAUCUUGGAGUAGUGAAAUUGGCCUUUAACGCCCAAUGUUGUGGUGCUGAUCUAUGCAACAAUCAGGAUCUACCUGAGACGUUACAAAAGCAGUCUUAUAAUGGUAAGAGGUGCUACACCUGUAAUGUCACAGACUGCUCGAAGAUUUUGGAUUGCGAAGGUGAUGAAAACCAGUGCAUCAGUGUGUCAUAUGUAUGGAUUAACAACACAAUCACUUACAAAGGUUGUGCAAGCAGCUGUGACACUAGUAAUAUACUGACUUCUAUGUAUCGUGUUCAGUGCUGCACAGGAGACCUGUGUAAUGAUGCCCAGGACACGACUCAGAGUUUGGUGCUGCUACUCGCACCACUUCUUUACAUACUCAUGAUCUGAGAUCUCUUCUACCUUUUUUAUAUCAAGUAUACAAUUAUAUUUCUAAAACAAUGUAAAAUAAACAUCAGAUUAACAUUACAUUUUUCUGUAGAUAUGACAGCUAUAAUUGGUUUGCAGAAACCACAGAGAAAAUGUUUGAAAAGUUGACCAUAUACUGUAUCUUUGGUUAUAACCAAAUGAAAUGUUAAAAAUACAGUAAUGUUUUUGAUGGUUAAUACAUCAAUAAGGGAUAUUGUGGUGUGAUAUAUAUUGGGUGACUGAGCCCAGUUGCAUAAACGUAGCCGCUAUGUUAAGACGUGUUUUAACAGCUAUUCUCACAGACUAGGAAUUAGUUAGGAGGACUAAUCAGUAUUAAUUUUCAUAUUUCAAUUAGCCAAAUCUACCUUUUUAUGUAACUGAUUUAAAAAAGUUAUGACAAGUCUCCAAGAAAAAAAUGGGAUGAUUAACAUCUAACACCGCAUCCUAACCACUGAGAUUCCUGCGAUACGCAAUUUGUUUGUCCAUACCGAACGCGAAAAAGGGGCGGGACGCGACAAUCAAUCACAAAACGCAGCCAAUCAGAACUGUUUUUCGCUGUUCACGCACCCUCUCACGCUGCAGCUAAAGAGUGCACAUGCAGAGCGAUGCGUCCUGUUCUCAUGAGUGCAGUGACGCCUCACCGGACGCUAUGAUAUAAUUUUAGAAUCUAAACGUAUGUAAUCAAACGUAUAUAGCCUGUCCUCAUCCAUGUUUGGUGAUUAAUAUUCAUGAGGUGCAGAACUUACAUCGAAUGAGAUCGUUGUGUGGGCGGAGCUGUCAGCCGCGACGUCGCGGAAAUAAAAACCGUUUCUAAAAUAGAAACGGCCGUUGCUCGUCGCGCAGCGCUGACGCGGCUGGUUAGGACAAAACCUCUGAUUAACAUGGAAAAGAUAGAUACCCUAUAUCGCUUGUCGCAGCGUCGCAUCGCGUUUGGUUAGGACGCGGUGUAAGACUAGUCUAAGCAGUUUAUGCAACUGGCCUCUGGUCUGAAAAGUCUUUUGUUAUCGUGUUUGUUCCCCCAUCGUGGGUUUUUGUUUUACAUUUUAAUAAAUAUUUUCUGUUAACC
Molecule: messenger RNA, 1757 nt
Organism: Triplophysa rosa
Lineage: Eukaryota; Metazoa; Chordata; Actinopteri; Cypriniformes; Nemacheilidae
Product: urokinase plasminogen activator surface receptor-like
Exons: 5
Coding region: 71-673 (200 amino acids)
Source: RefSeq, a predicted model, not a curated record